Molecule: messenger RNA, 1260 nt
Organism: Orcinus orca (killer whale)
Lineage: Eukaryota; Metazoa; Chordata; Mammalia; Artiodactyla; Delphinidae
Gene: ASPHD1
Product: aspartate beta-hydroxylase domain containing 1
Exons: 3
Coding region: 1-1104 (367 amino acids)
Source: RefSeq, a predicted model, not a curated record
AUGUGGAAGGGAAACAGCCCAGGGUGUAACCAGGGAGCAGCCAUGGAAGGAACCGGUGGAGAACUGGGGGGACAAGGGAACUGGGGUCUGGAAGAUGCCCCAGGCCUCUUGGCCAGGGCCUCCCUGCCCAUCAUGCCUGCAUGGCCAUUGCCUCUGGCCUCAUCUGCCCUUACCCUGCUCCUUGGAGCUCUCACUUCCCUCUUCCUCUGGUACUGCUACCGCCUGGGCUCCCAAGAUAUGCAGGCCCUAGGGGCUGGGAGUCGGGCUGGGGCUGUCAGUGGUAGGCCUGGAGGGUGCUCUGAGGCUGGCAGACCAAGCCCACGGAGCUCUGGGGAGUCUGUGGAAGGACCUAGGACAGAAGGCCUAGUGAGCCGUCGCCUUCGGGCCUACGCCAGGCGCUACUCUUGGGCAGGGAUGGGUAGGAUGAGGCGGGCGGCUCAGGGUAGCCCAGGCCCUGGGGGAGGGCCAGGGGUCCUGGGCAUUCAGCGCCCAGGCCUACUUUUCCUGCCAGACCUGCCCUCAGCCCCCUUCGUGCCACGGGAUGCCCAGCGGCAUGAUGUGGAGCUCCUGGAGAGCAGCUUCCCUGCCAUUUUGAGGGACUUCGGGGCUGUGAGCUGGGACUUCUCAGGGACUACCCCUCUGCCUCGGGGCUGGUCCCCACCACUGGCCCCUGGGUGCUACCAGCUCCUGCUAUACCAAGCAGGCCGGUGCCAACCCAGCAACUGCCGCCGGUGCCCGGGGGCCUAUCGGGCACUGAGGGGGCUGCGAAGCUUUAUGAGUGCCAACACCUUCGGCAAUGCUGGCUUUUCCGUCCUCCUGCCUGGGGCCCGGCUCGAGGGCCGCUGUGGGCCCACCAAUGCCCGAGUCAGAUGCCACCUGGGCCUGAAGAUCCCCCCUGGCUGUGAGCUGGUGGUCGGGGGUGAGCCCCAGUGCUGGGCUGAGGGACACUGUCUACUGGUGGACGACUCCUUCCUGCAUACAGUGGCUCAUAAUGGCUCUCCCGAAGAUGGGCCUCGAGUGGUCUUCAUCGUGGACCUUUGGCAUCCCAAUGUGGCUGGGGCCGAACGCCAGGCCCUCGACUUUGUCUUCGCACCAGACCCUUGAAGGAAGGUGCUCCCUUCAGACAUCUGGGCUGGAGAAAUGCUGCGCUCGGGGAUGGCCUGAGUGGUAGCCAGGACCACCUCUCCAUUGCAGGGGGUGGGGUGGGGCUGAGGGUGGGAACUGGCCAGUGAACACCGAAAUAUAGAUUUUAAAAUCCUC